AUGAUUUUUUCCGCACUCUUGAUCCUUGUGGCAGCUGCUGCUACCAUUGCGCCAUCCCAAGGCUGUCCCUACGUGCGGCGGUCUCUACAAAAUGGUAAUGGUAAUGGGCAUGGUGGCGGUGGUGGCGGUGGCGGACAAGCCAGCGAGGCCUAUGUUCAAGAGCUCCUCGACAGCCAUUUUAAAGUUAAUCGAGAGGUGAUUUAUCACAGCGAUGGGUCCAUCACAACAAAGACCUUUUCAGACGAUGCGCAAGUUGCAGGCUGGUUACAAGUCCAUGUGGCCGAGAUGAAGGCCCGAGUUGACGCGAACAUGUACGUUCGCAGCUGGGACCCGUUUUUCGUUUCCAUGGUUGAUCAUCACGAAGAAACUUCCGUCGAGCUUAACAACUUGAGCAAUGGUAUUCAAGUGGAGCUGAGUGCGUCCACCGAUUGUGGACAGUCACUGAUCGAGGCUCACACGAAGGUUGUUAGCUUGUUCGUCGAGACUGGACGAGAAGAGUCGUCGAAGGCCCAUGAAGUUCCGGAUGCAUGCCAAGUCGCAUCUGGAAGUUCUCCUACGCCAGCUCCUACUUCAUCACCUGUGUCUGGAGUUCUUCCUACUCUAGCUCCCUCUACAGCACCUGUGUCUGGAGCUUCUCCUACGCUAGCUCCCACUACACCACCUGUGUCUGGAGUUCUUCCUACUCUAGCUCCCUCUACAGCACCUGUGUCUGGAGCUUCUCCUACGCUAGCUCCCACUACACCACCUGUGUCUGGAGUUUCUCCUACGCUAGCUCCCACUACACCACCUGUGUCUGGAGUUUCUCCUACGCUAGCUCCCACUACACCACCUGUGUCUGGGGUUUCUCCUACGCUAGCUCCCACUACACCAUCUAUGGCUGAAGCUUCUCCUACUACACCACCUGGGGCUGAAGCUUCUCCUACAUUUGCUCCCACUACACGACCCGUUUCGUCUGAAGUUUCUCCCACGCUAGCUCCCUCUUCUUUACCAGGAGGAAAAGGGGAUUUGGCGGACUCCUCGUCUCCGGCUUCGUCACAUGGACUAUUUUCAAUCUUGAUACUGUCAGCUCUGAUAUCUCUGAUGAUGAUGCUAUGA
Molecule: messenger RNA, 1095 nt
Organism: Cylindrotheca closterium
Lineage: Eukaryota; Bacillariophyta; Bacillariophyceae; Bacillariales; Bacillariaceae
Source: the annotation of a GenBank genome assembly